Hypoxylon trugodes is the source of this 1843-nucleotide messenger RNA. Its product is annotated as glycosyltransferase family 17 protein. Gene Ontology annotation, biological process: protein N-linked glycosylation; N-acetylglucosamine metabolic process. Gene Ontology annotation, cellular component: membrane. The transcript has a single exon. The record is from RefSeq and is a predicted model, not a curated record. Bases 247 to 1335 code for a protein of 362 amino acids. Gene Ontology annotation, molecular function: beta-1,4-mannosylglycoprotein 4-beta-N-acetylglucosaminyltransferase activity. Lineage: Eukaryota; Fungi; Ascomycota; Sordariomycetes; Xylariales; Hypoxylaceae.
GGAUCUACAAAUCGCUAGGUAACAUACCGUCGCGUUGGAUGACACGACAGCCUCCCUUUUCAGCUUACUCAGGUGAGAGAAGUCAUCCAGUAGAGUUCGCCUUGGCUGCAUACCACCAACACACCAACGACGGUACAACCCGUUCUCCCGUGGGACUUGGUCGCUAAACUCUAAUCCUGUGACGGUGACUGUGACAAGACCUCGAUUACGUACGUGUAUCGUCUUACGGUACAUGUACCAACAUCCAUGGCACUCGCACGGAGAUCGAGCACCCGAUUGGCCAUCAUCUUCACAUUCCUCUGUGUGCUACUGAUCUGGUUGAACCCUAACUGGACCGAUCGAACUAUACAUCAUACCUUUCUUUUCGACCCUAAAAAGAUAGAUGUAUCCGAUGCUGCCGAGACCCGAAAUCUGUGCCGACAACAUGGGUGGUCUCCUUUCCCUAACCCAGCCGGAAGGAAGGUCUACGACUUGAUCAUGAUAAAUACCGAACUGGAUUGGUUGGAAAUCCGGCUAAACUCCACCUAUCCUUAUGUCGACUACUUUGUCAUUGUCGAGUCCAAGAAGACCUUUACUAAUCACGAUAAGCCUUUGGUCAUCAAGGACAAUCUUGACCAAUUUGCGGCUUAUCGGGAUAAGAUUAUCUACCAUGAGCUCGAAAUUCCCGAAGAUUUUCAUUCGGAACGCGAGAAUCCAUGUUGGGACUUCGAGGAUCUCCAGAGGAAUGCUAUGUACACUCAAGUAUUCCCACAGCUGACGGGGGCCAAAGCACCUGAUACAGGUGAUGUCAUCAUCGUAGCCGACGUCGAUGAAAUUGUUCGCCCAGAAACCUUGGUAGUACUGAAAUCGUGUAAUUUCCCUCGUCGGCUUACGCUCCGAAGUCAUUUCUACUACUACAGCUUCCAAUAUCUCCACAAGGGUACUCAAUGGGCACAUCCUCAAGCGACAUACUAUCAAGGCUGGAGGACCAUUCUGCCUGUCAAUCUACGCAACUCGGAUGGCAAUCUCCAACCUUUAGUCAGGCUAGAGAAGGGCGAUCUCUGGAGCGCGGGAUGGCACUGUUCGACGUGUUUCUCCACAGUGAACGAAGUCUUGACUAAAUUGUCAUCCUUCUCGCACAUCUGGCUCAACCAAGAGGGUUACCGUGACCCUAAUCGCAUCGCGGACCGUGUAAGGAGCGGAAAAGACCUGUGGGAUCGAGAAACCGAGCAGUACGAAAGGAUAAAUAAUAAUACGGACAUACCAAAAGGGCUAUUAGGAAACCCGGAAAAGUUCUCGUAUCUCCUAAACAGAGAUGGUCCGACGGCCGGGUUCAGGGAUUAUCCUCCACGGUAGCGGCGGCUUCGGCUGAUUCCGAUGUGUUAUAAAAUGUGCAAUUAAUAUGGUGCGACUUAGAUGGAAGUAACGAAGCAUUUGUACGAUUUGCGUGGCGGGGUGUUUAUGGAUUCCGGUACAUCGUUACUCGGUUCGAGAGCCUUACGCGCUUGGAGGAGCAUCAAGAACUGGGGCGAAUAUUAAUUAUUAGAAGCAGCAUAAUCCAUGGCGUUGGUAAGAAGCCACAAUUGGCUUAGAAUGGGGUUUCAAUUCUCUUUGUAAUACAAGGUGCAGGAGUUUGGAUUGCAUAAUACUAAUAUUAUUUUCCUCUGGGUCCUGAAUACCUAUCCUCGACUUCGUCAAUGAUAUCCAGAAUAGUCAUCAUUAAUACGAUUAGUUACCCUCAAAAGCACCCCCGAAUGUGUCCUCGCUUCAGAGGCUCUAUCGUCGUUCCCGAUCUGGGAAGGCAAUUCCUAACCCAAGACGCGGGUGCUCUUGAAGGAUGAGACUUCAUUUAGCUGUAACUUAC